AUGGUUCUUUAUGCAGCGGUAUUAAAGCCGUAUAGUGUUUUCCAUGAUGUUAGCGGUGGUGGUGAUGAUUACGAUGAUGGUGUUGUUGUUGGUGUAGGUGGUGGUGGCGUGGUGAUGGUGGCGGCGGUGGUUGCAAAUGAGAUAAAUGAUAUCACAUGUGAACGGAAUGGGAUUCAGGCUCAGGUGAUUAGUCAUCUACUUGUUCACCUGGACUGGAUUCCGCCCAAUACGGAGAGCAACGAUUUAGGCAAAUGA
Messenger RNA from Echinostoma caproni, 255 nucleotides. The record is from the annotation of a GenBank genome assembly. NCBI's taxonomy places the organism in Eukaryota, Metazoa, Platyhelminthes, Trematoda, Plagiorchiida, Echinostomatidae.